Molecule: messenger RNA, 1744 nt
Organism: Haliotis rubra (blacklip abalone)
Lineage: Eukaryota; Metazoa; Mollusca; Gastropoda; Lepetellida; Haliotidae
Product: caspase-3-like
Exons: 6
Coding region: 233-1102 (289 amino acids)
Biological process (GO): proteolysis; apoptotic process
Cellular component (GO): cytoplasm
Source: RefSeq, a predicted model, not a curated record
UGCAAUAGUUGGAUAGACGCCAUAUUGGAGGUUCAACGAGCUUCGGGUCAAUCCGUUUUGUAUUCAUACAGUCUGUCACGAGCGAGCAAUCCCUGCAUUUUGUGAUACAAACAUUCUAUCCGGGAUCGUUUUCGAGGCAGCAAUAAUUUCUCGUACAAGUAAAAGCAGCAUUGUUUUAAGCAGAGUACAAUUUGGGACACACCACUCCUGGUUUCUGUUAUUCAUUUCGAGCAUGGCUGACAGUGGACAAGAUAGUGUAGACGCCGGGUCUGAGCCAAGUACAAGCACAGGUCAUGUUACUCCAGGUGGCAUACAGACCCCAGUUUAUACAGGAGAAGAAUUCCAAGACAGAACAUACAGGAUGAACAGUGAGAAGCGUGGCCUGGCCAUUAUCUUCGACAACAAAAAGUUUAAGAACAAGCCAACUAGAACUGGAACUGACAAAGAUGCUGGAAAGAUGUACCAACGUUUCAUGGAGCUUGGUUUUACAGUAAAUAUGCAUCCAAACAAGAAAGCUUCUGAGAUGAAAUCAAUUAUUAAGAAAGUGGCAGCGUCGGACUUCACCUCCUAUGAUUGUUUCGCGUGUGUCAUCCUGUCUUAUGGCGAGGAAGGACUGGUCUACGGAACAGACGAACCUGUACAGAUAGAAGACUUUGUAGAUCCAUUCAAAAAGACCCCGUCUCUGGCUGGCAAACCCAAGCUAUUUUUUAUACAGGCUUGUGACAGGGAAGAGCCUGAAGGAGGAGAUGACGUGAAUGAUGCAAUGUGUGUGGCAGAGAGUGUUGCGGAUGCUCCUUCUGGAAGUCUAGAGACGCACAUAAUCCCCAAAGAAGCUGACAUCCUUAUAGCACACUCCACUGUUCCAGGUUACUUCUCAUGGCAAGGGCAUAGACAACGCGGAUCCUGGUUUAUUCAGGCUUUCUGUGAUGUCUUGAAGAAGUUCGGAACAAAGGAGGACCUGCUCAACAUGAUGCAGCGUGUCAAUUGCAAAGUGGCUUACGAAUUCGAGUUCAAUGCAAAAUUUGAAUUCCUUGAGAGAAAUAAGCAGUUACCAUGUAUAACGUCCAUGCUGACAAAAGAAGUACGUUUUUACAGCAAGUAAUGUACAUGUCAUGUAGAGGAGCGAUGGUUUUCUCAGUAUUGCAGGAUAGAUAUUGUAAGGACACGAACCUCGGUGAGGCCAAUGUGAAUGUAGAAAAGACUCGUAGCUCACAACUUCGAGUCAAGUGAAAAGACUGAAUUCGUUAAGAGAUUAAAGAGAUACCAUGUACCAAUUCCAUGUUGGCAAGAAAUUUCAUUUUCCCAGAUCAAAAUUGUGAUGUAAUCAUGAUAGGAGCGCUUGAAAGCGACCAUGGCUACACCAUUAACAUGAACAGUGGUGGUCAAGCCCGGCCAAGCAUCUGUGAAGUUGACCAACAUCUCAUUGAUUUUGACACAACCUUAAAGAAGUAGAUAAGGACAAACGUCAUGGAUGAACAAUUUCUUUAUUCAGGUUAUGAGAAGUUUCGACAGAGAUUCUUGUAUCGUUGUAGAUUUUGUUAAAUCUAGUAAAGUCAGAAGAGCAUUCGUUUUGUGUUUGGUCCCUCGACAACAUCAUGUGCCCCAAUAUCGGGAAAACACAGCUCAUUUAGUUUUGAUGGAAUAUCGAUACACGAUGCUGCAGCUAACUUGUACUAAUUUGUGUAAUAUGUAGACUGGUUUGUUUUCUGACAGUAAACAAAAUAACACACUUGUUACAGUUUAA